AUGCCUUCAGAGCGACAAAAACAACAAAGGGCGAAUAUUCUCUCAAAACUGCGCAACGAGCCAGCGUCAACCAACCUGCAAGCGUACUUUGAAAGAUUGAAGAAAGGUUGUCUAACUUGGGACAUUGAAACUUUUAUCGAAGGUGCAAAUACUUUUGCCAAACUAUGUGGACCUGCAAGAGCCAAAUACUACGACAACCCAUUGAAAGGGCUACGUUCUGCCAACUCACUCACAAAACUGUGGGAUGAGACAUACCCUGAAGAACCCAUCACCCUGUGGGAUCGGGAUAUCAGACAUCAAUGUCCAGCUAGCUGGUCUAAUGGACUUGAAGGGCUCUGGAUGUAUACAGCUUGGCCUGGCCAUGUGCACCCAGACUUCGCGCCAAAGGAUUUUGGUACUCUAGCCGAGGAAGCAAAAGAAUUUGCCAAUCAUACUUUGAAUGCAGAGGACUGGGAUGACGGAUGGAUUGAGUUUCACGUUCAAUUUUCAAAUUUGUCUCUUUCUCCCUUCAUGUGGGUAGACUUUGACCAGGGCACUGUAACCAGUAUUAGCAAGAUACUAGAUUAG
Molecule: messenger RNA, 567 nt
Organism: Aspergillus novofumigatus IBT 16806
Lineage: Eukaryota; Fungi; Ascomycota; Eurotiomycetes; Eurotiales; Aspergillaceae
Exons: 5
Coding region: 1-567 (188 amino acids)
Source: RefSeq, a predicted model, not a curated record